AUGUCACAAAGAUUUGCUGAUCUCAUAUCCAAGAUUGCCUUACCAGCUGGUUUGACCAUUGCCUUGGCACAAGCAUCCAUGUAUGAUGUCCCAGGAGGUAAAAGAGCUGUGAUCUUUGAUCGUUUAAAGGGGGUUGAACAAAAAGUCAUUGGUGAAGGUACCCAUUUCUUGAUUCCUUGGUUACAAAAAGCAGUUAUCUUUGAUGUCAGAGUAGAGCCUAGAGUUAUUACCACCACCACUGGGUCUAAGGAUUUACAAAAUGUCUCAUUAACAUUAAGAGUUUUAAGCAGACCAGAAGUGAGAAAAUUGCCAUUUAUUUAUCAAAACUUGGGUUUGGACUACGCGGAAAGAGUGUUGCCUGCCAUUGGUAAUGAAAUCUUGAAGUCCAUUGUUGCCCAAUUUGAUGCAGCAGAAUUGAUUACCCAAAGAGAAGUUGUUUCUGCUAGAAUAAGACAAGAAUUAUCAAGAAGAGCAGAUGAGUUCAACAUUGAAUUGGAAGAUGUUUCCAUCACCCACAUGACAUUUGGUAAAGAGUUCACGAAGGCUGUUGAACAGAAACAAAUAGCCCAACAAGAUGCAGAAAGAUCCAAGUAUCUUGUUGAAAAGGCUGAACAAGAAAAGAAGGCAGCUAUUAUCAGAGCAGAAGGUGAAGCUGAAGCAGCUGAUCUUGUGUCGAAAGCAUUGGCCAAAGCUGGUGAUGGGUUAUUGAUGAUUAGAAGAUUAGAAGCCUCUAAGGAUAUUGCCACAACAUUAGCCAAUUCUCCAAAUAUUACAUAUUUGCCAAAUGGUGACAGUGGUAAAGGUGGAGACGGAUCAAAUAACUCAUUGUUGUUGAACAUCGGUCGUUAA
Messenger RNA from Candida tropicalis MYA-3404, 849 nucleotides. Its product is annotated as prohibitin family protein. Bases 1 to 849 code for a protein of 282 amino acids. The transcript has a single exon. Gene Ontology annotation, cellular component: membrane; mitochondrion. Gene Ontology annotation, biological process: mitochondrion organization. Lineage: Eukaryota; Fungi; Ascomycota; Pichiomycetes; Serinales; Debaryomycetaceae. The record is from RefSeq and is a predicted model, not a curated record.